This is a messenger RNA of Adineta steineri, 771 nucleotides long. The record is from the annotation of a GenBank genome assembly. Lineage: Eukaryota; Metazoa; Rotifera; Eurotatoria; Adinetida; Adinetidae.
AUGGAUGAUGAUGAUUUAUGUGUUGGAAGUGUUAUAGCUAAUCGAACAAAACAAGAAAUGAAAGAUAUGAUUGGCAUGUUUAUUAAUCUUGUACUAUAUCGAAUGAAAAUGGAAGCAAAUAAUUCAUUUGAAUAUCUGAUACGAAAAAUACAACAAUUAAGUAGUGAUGUUAUAGAACAUUCUUGUUUACCUUAUCAACAUAUUAUUAAUUCACAAGAUCAACAAAAUCAUCAAGUAUUACCUUCAACAUUAUUUCAAUAUGAAUCUUUAGUAUCAUCAGUGACAGCAAAGAAUAAUAUUGAAUCGAGUACUAUUGAAGGAAAUUAUGUUCUUGCUGUUUAUUUUGGUCGAGAUCGAUCACAUGGUAAUGGUGUUACAGCACUUGAUCUUACUUUUACAAUAUCACAUGAUUAUCAUGCAAGAACUACAGAAUGUUUUCUUGAUUGUUCAAUUGAUAUAUUUCAAACUCAAAAUAAUGUUGAUUUACUUGCAAAUCGUUUUCAACAUAUGCUCAAACAACUUUUCUCUUCUUCUUCUUCAGUCAUUCAUGAACUAAUCUAUAAAUUAUCAAUUGUUCUUCCAACUGAACAAGAAUUUAUUCAUCAAAUGAAUAAUACAGAUAUAUCUACAUCUUAUUCAUGGUUAAAUACUAUCCAUGAAUGUUUUAUUCAACAAGUUCAAUUGUAUUCACAAAAAUUAGCACUUGAAUAUUGUUUAAUACGGCGGAAGGCAAGGGGAAACCACCGCUGUACACUCCCAAGCACAAUAUGA